Molecule: messenger RNA, 461 nt
Organism: Ectocarpus sp. CCAP 1310/34
Lineage: Eukaryota; Phaeophyceae; Ectocarpales; Ectocarpaceae
Source: the annotation of a GenBank genome assembly
AUGAAUAUGGGGCGCUUUUUCCUUGUUGGCGACAGGCUCUACUACAAAAACACUCGCCUUGAUUUGUUCGGAUUUGCCCUCUCCUCCGCAGGCCAUGUGUCACCUGUGGAUGCUGGUGUUGGUGGAAGCUCCUCUCUGCGACCACCGUCUCUGCUGCCAACGUUUCGUUUGGAACAUGUGAAGAAGAUGUUCCUUGCCACUUCACUGAUGAAUGAAUUUCUCGAGAUUUUUCAUCACGACGCCACACACAUCAUUCACGUGGAUGCGUGCGCGGUUCCUUCCCGCAAACGAUAAUCCAAGACAGCAGGUGUCCCAGAGGCAAACCGACAACACGUCGUGUCACUCGGCAAACAGCACUGCAUCGUGUAUGCCUCAAUUAGUAACCUAACCUGAAUAUACGGAGGGAGGGGUGCAAGCUUGCAAUACGAAGGAAGGGGUGCGGCGAAACCGUUGAUGUCCGA